AGCGUACGACCGAGCAUGCACAUGGAAAUGUCUCCUACCGGCGUGCUCGAACAACCGAAUGCUUCUAUGAAAUCGUGUUUGGAAAAUCUCUACAUUCGAUCCGAUUUUGAGGUAUGUGUUGGAUUAGGUGAUCUGCACCUGGGGAUUUAGUUGUGAAUGAGAUCGAAUUAACGGUUUGGGCGAUCUGCUCGUUAGUCGCGCCCGGUGGAGAUCAGCUGAGCACAUAAACAAUAAAUGUAUAAAAUAUUGCUCUAUGGUUGUAUUAUAAAUUGAUGGCGUGUUUUUAGCAUUAGACAUUUAACCAUUUCUUAGCAUUGUGUUCGACUUUACAGCUGUAUUUCUACUCUAGUGGCAGUUGCAAAAUCAAAUGCAAACGAAAUCGAGUGCAUUUGUUUUUAAAAGAAUUAACGUUACACUAGUAUUUGUAAGUGGGUGUUAGUGUGAUGAACCAAUACAAUACCAAUAAAUCCUACCAAAAUAAUACCUAAAGAUUUAUGAUAAGGAAAUGGUAUUUCUAAUACAAACCACUUAGGUCAUUAAAGUACUUUUUUAACAGGGUGUUCUGUUAUGAUCUUAUCUAAAUUCAAAACCAUUUGCUGUUUUGCAAGCACUGAUUACCCCCCACAUUUAUAAUUUUCGUGUGACAGUGUGUUUGGGAUGGAAACUGUGGAGAGUGAUGGUCAAGUUAGUGAUUCCUGGAUGCUGAGUUGAUGUUUCAGAGUUUAUUCUCUCUCACUGCAGCGCGUGAAGCAGGUGACACGGUUAUGUCAAGUUUAUGGGAGCAGGAGUCAUCAGAGAACAGAAGCAUCAGUGGCAGGAAAAUGAACGGCGAAGACACUGGUAUAGGAGGUCCAACCCCAGCAGUGGUGGGGUAUUUGGGAAAAUGGGAAGACAAAAAUGCAUCACCUGGGAAUUGUCCUUGGUGUUUGGCAAAAGGUCAGACAAAUGCUCUCCGGUACUAUGCCAUCAAUUUGGAGGAGACCAUUAUGCUCUGUACAAAUAAAGUGUGCCUUUACCCCCUGGUUAGCAGACCACUGGAAGAUGUGCGUUCUAGUUUGUCUAAAACUCUUGAGGGAUGCAAGAGGAAAUCCUUGAACCAGUCUGAGGUUGAUGACAUAUCCUCCCCUUCAAAACGGCCAAAAGAUGAGAACCUAGAGAUGUUGUCUGCUCUUUCCGAGCCAUGCAAUCUCAAUGCUUCCACCCAUCCGAAUCACACUGAAAUGUUAACUGGGGAACAGUUAAUAUUUGAAACAAACACUGUCUCUAUAAAUGACACUGAGAAACAAAAUCCUGAGGAGGUACCCGUUGGCACUGAUGUGGAUGUUGACUUGGAUGUAGACAAGAAGGAUGAUGGUGUAUCUAGCACUCAAGAUGAGACAGAGGAGAUGGUUGAAUUUGAUAUUGAAUCACCAGUAGAAUUGGUUCCUUUGCAACCUCAUCUCUUCUGGAAAAAUGAAGAUAACCUGUGUUGGUUAGAUUCGUUGUUGGUGAUGCUUGUGAACUGCAGGACGAUCAGGGAGGCUCUGAAUCAGGAUGUAAAUGCACCGGACUCUGUGGUUAGGAACUUUUUCUCGACGUAUGAUAAGACAUGUGCCUACGUAAAAGCAAAGGAACAGCAGUGUGAGGACAAGGUAACCAGAGUCCCAGCUGACGUCCUGAAAGAGGCGGAGCGACAGCUCUCUGCUCUCCGUUUGUCACUCUUCAAACUCCUUCAACCUACACUCAAGUGUGAAAUUGGUCAGGAAGAAACGCCCGUUUUUGCUCUCCCUCUUCUUCUGCGGUCAGAUAAAUGGGCCGAGGAUCUUUUCCAGCACACUGUCCGCUGGGAAUUUAAGUGCACAUCCUGUGGUUAUACUGUCAACAGCAGCGGCGUGAACACUCUUACAACAUUAACUCAGAUUCUGUCUGACUGGCACCCGCUGAAAGCGACUCACCGCACUCAAUGCAGUAACUGUAACCGUAAAAACCAGAGAAGGAGAAUGGUACUUGAGAGGUUAUCUUCUGUGUUUGCUCUUCACUUCGUGGAGGGCCUGCCAAGAAAAGACAUCUCUAAAUACGCAUUUGAGUUUGAGGGCACACACUACAAUGUUAGCACUAUCUUUCAGUACAAUAAAGAUCUCAAGCACUUUGUCACAUGGAUCCGCCAGAGUAAUGGAUCAUGGCUGGAACUUGAUGACUUGAAAUACCCUAACAGCAUCACUCACAAAAGGUUUACGCUCCGUGCCAAGGAAAUUCACGUCGUUUUCUGGGAGCCAGAGUCCAGACAGGACGGUGCUUCUGAGGAUUGCCCGCCGACAGCUCCUUCCGUCACAGACAUUGAUGAUAAACACCUGUCUGAUUUUGCAGCCGAUGACACGUAUGUGCUAAGUGCGAUGACUCUAAGCGAGGACGCAGAUGUCACCAAUACCAGCACUUUAAAUGCAUCUAUAGGCAACACCACAUUACUGGACACGUUUGAGGGACUUUCACACACGGACAUCGUGACCCUCACUCUGGUUGAGGAGAAUGCCGUUACCGAGGCAACACAUCUUCCGGUUCCACAGUCCCCAGCUUUCGUGCCCGCCGUCGUCCCCAAUCUUCCAGUAGCAUCUAGUUUGUCUUCUGAGUGUCCAUCUUCAAGCCCUCAGAAGCACACACAGACACACAGUUCUGGUUCCUCAGAAGUAACUCUAUCCUCAGCAGUGAAGCAGACAGUAGCAACAGAAAUGCAUUCACCCUUACCUCCACCAGCAAUUGCUAGAAAUCCAGUUGGCCUACAACACGCUUCAUUACUUCAACGGCAUCCUUGUUUCCAGUCUACUCCAGUAAGACCUCCUGCUCCGAAACCUAGACCCACUCUGAGAUGCGAGAACAACGAAGCUUACCCAGCAAAGCCGGCCGAAACGUUCAGUGGUUUCUUAACCAAGAAGGGAACUGCUCUGCCAAAUCCAGCUGGGAAUAAUCCUUCCACAGGCGCUAGGAUGUCUUUGACUACUAUAGCUCUCCUCGAGAAGCUCAAGAAAAAGAAAAAGAAACUUGCCAAGCUAAACCAGCUCCUGGUAAACGGAGGAGAAAUCGCCCCGAAGCCGGACAGCACGGCGCUCUUGUCUCCGUACUCUGUCACGUCCAGCACCUCAGCGUAUGACAGCCCAGAAUAUGACCAGUUCUUUGCCGAGCUGUUGUCUCCCAUGACGGUUAGCAACCUCUCGCCUGAUAGUACAGAUCUACAGGAGAUGUUAAACAACACGCAGAAUAGCGAGACGAUGAAUGGAAGUUUACAGUCUGCUUCUACUAUUCCGACUGUGAUGCCUGAACAAACUGUGAUCUACCCCUCCUCCACUGAUGAUUCUAUAAUGAAUCUUGAUGACUUUAUACAAACCGAAAUGGGUCAGACUGCUAUUGACAACACAGAUUUUAAUUCGUUAGAUUUGUUCUUCUGAUGAAGGAGCCUCUGAGAGCCUUCAGUUAAGUUGAUCCUGAGCAUUCUGCUUUUGUUUUAUAUUGAGAAUGUAAGAAUUUUGUUAGAAGAGCAUGUGCUGCAUCAUCGAUUUAAUCUAGAUGUCAUGUCGGAAUCACUUUAAGGUUAGAGAACAUUAAAUGUUUGAGAAUCAAAAUAUGUAUAUGUUCUUGUAAAGUUUUUACAAAACUACAAAUUUUUUUGUCUUUCUGGUUUUUAUAGUUGGCACUAUUUAAACAGUUUAUAUUAAAUGCUCUCCGAAAUGGAAUGGAAUUUUGUGGUCAUUUUUAUGUAAGUGGUGUAAAAAAAUAAGUUGGAAGAGCAUGUACUGCAUCAUCGAUUGAAUCUAGAUGUCAUGUCUGAUUCACGUUAAGGUUAUUUAAUCAUUUAAUAUAUAUAUGUUCUUGUAAAGUUUUAUACAAAACUGUACAGAUUUGUGCUCAAUUUUAUGUAACUUAAAGGGACAG
Triplophysa rosa is the source of this 3903-nucleotide messenger RNA. It is a transcript of the gene uspl1, whose product is annotated as ubiquitin specific peptidase like 1. Gene Ontology annotation, cellular component: Cajal body. The record is from RefSeq and is a predicted model, not a curated record. Gene Ontology annotation, molecular function: SUMO binding. Bases 711 to 3419 code for a protein of 902 amino acids. The transcript is spliced from 8 exons. Gene Ontology annotation, biological process: protein desumoylation; Cajal body organization. Lineage: Eukaryota; Metazoa; Chordata; Actinopteri; Cypriniformes; Nemacheilidae.